Molecule: messenger RNA, 1065 nt
Organism: Electrophorus electricus (electric eel)
Lineage: Eukaryota; Metazoa; Chordata; Actinopteri; Gymnotiformes; Gymnotidae
Product: globoside alpha-1,3-N-acetylgalactosaminyltransferase 1-like
Biological process (GO): carbohydrate metabolic process
Cellular component (GO): vesicle; Golgi apparatus; membrane
Molecular function (GO): hexosyltransferase activity
Source: RefSeq, a predicted model, not a curated record
AUGUCUUAUAGUGUGAAUGUAGAACUAGAGGAACUCAAAUUGUACUUGAGUGCGAAGGAAAAAGAACAGCACAAAACCAGGAAUGUACUCCUCCCUCAGGCGAUUUUUUACAAGCAGCCUAGUGUUCUAAAUGGGAACGUAGAUAUGGAUGUAGUAAGUAUAAGGAAAGAUGUCAUGACGGUGACCCCAUGGCUAGCCCCAGUGGUGUGGGAGGAAACAUUUGACACAAGUCUGAUUGACUCCUUCUACAAAAUGCAGAACAUCACUGUGGCAACCACUGUGUUUGCUCUGGGGAAACAUGUUCAGUUCCUAAAAGACUUCCUGGAGUCAGCGGAGAAGCACUACAUGCAGGGUUACCAUGUGCAUUAUUACAUCUUUACGGACCAGCCCGAGGCAGUUCCUAUGGUAACACUGGGUGCCAAUCAUAGUUUGACUACACUGAAAAUUUCAAGCUCAAACCACUUGCAGGAGAUCACUCUACGCAGGAUGGAGAAACUCGAGAAACUCAUUGACACCCAAAUGAUCAAUGAAGUCGACUACAUCUUCAGCCUCGAUGUGGAUACCAAAUUCUAUGGUCACUGGGGGGCGGAGACUCUGGGUGAUAUUGUUGCUGUGAUACACCCUGGUUAUUACAGUACACCACGUGAUGAGUUCCCAUAUGAGAGGAGGCCUGAGUCACAGGCCUACAUUCCUCAGGGGAUGGGAGAUUAUUACUAUGGUGGUGCGGUGAUUGGUGGUCUAGUGGAAGAGGUGCACAAACUCGCUAAAACUUGCCGCAUGCAGCUGGACAUGGACAAGGCCAAUUCUAUUGAAGCAGCGUGGCAGGAGGAGUCUCACCUGAACAAGUACUUCCUGCACAACAAACCCACCAAGAUCCUGUCACCUGAGUACCUCUGGCAGGACUUCAAAUCCAAAACUCAUGAAAUAAAAAUCAGCCGCUUCUCUCAAGUCAUCAAGAUCUAUACUUUUGAGCAGGGAUCCCAAAUUAAUCAUCAGUUACAUAUUAAUAACUCAUUAAUCAAACAUUAUAUAUAUGUUAACUACUGGCAGCUAACUAUUAUGUGA